UCAAAUAAUCUACCUUUUCAAUGUUUCAAAGUUUUCCUUUAGUUUUCUUAUUAUUAUAUAUCUUUGUUUAGGUACGUCUUAAGAUUUUUAUUAAUAAAGUGUGCGCUGUUCUUAAAUAACAUCACAUCGACGAUAUAAGUAGUGUCAAUCAAAAGUUGUGCCAAAUAUAUACACGCGUUCUAUUUUUAAAUAAAUGAUUCUUGAACUGAAUUACUUAAUGCUAGUUCGACUAGUACAGAAGUAUUAAAAACUUUUCUUCUUAACACUGAUAACGACCUACAAAUAUUUAUUAUAACGAAUUUUUAUCAGCAAGUUGUUAAACUUGCUGUUUGUUAUAUGUUAAAAUAGAAUUUUUAAAUUCCAUUUGAAGCACGGCUGUAGCAACGUAAUAACGAAAAUGGUCAAGGCAGUUGCAAUUAUUACAGUGAGUGAUAGCUGUUUCAAGGAUAACUCUCAAGACACGUCUGGACCAGCACUGUUUGAUUUCAUAACAGAAAAAUUUCCAGAGGCAAACAUACAUACAAUAAUUGUACCUGAUGAGAAAGAAAUCAUUGAGCGAGAGCUUAAAUAUUUUUGUGAUUCUAAUAUUGAUCUGAUUUUAACAACUGGAGGUACAGGUUUAAGUCCUCGGGAUGUUACUCCAGAAGCAACUAAAGCAAUUAUCCAGAGAGAAGUGCCAGCAAUACCAAUUGCAAUGACCAUAGAAAGUCUUAAGAAGACUCCGUUGGCAAUGUUAUCUAGAGCAGUUGCUGGCAUCAAAGACCGUACACUUAUAAUUAAUUUUCCAGGAAGUAAAAAAGCUGUUACAGAAUGCAUUGAAGUUGUUAAGGUUGUUUUAUCUCAUGCUAUUUCUGUAAUUAACAAUGAGCUGGGUGAAGUUAGAACCGUCCAUGACAAGUUGCAAGUUGAUCAUAUCUGUCCGCAUAAACGGAACAGUAAUGUUGAUAUAUCUAAAGUAGCACUAAGACCCCGUGAAUCUCCUUAUCCUAUGAUUGAGAUGGUGGAAGCCUUUAAUAUAGUUGAUGCUGUAAUGUUAAAAUGGGUAGAGAGAGUAGAAUUAGUUUCUCUUGAAGAAAGUACGGCCUGUGUUGUUGCUCAAGACAUCAUUGCUAAGGAACCUAUGCCUCCAUUUCCAGCAUCAGUUAAGGAUGGUUACGCUUGCCUUAGCUUGGAUGGUGUUGGUAUACGUAAAGUACGGGCCGCUGUAACAGCAGGUGAAACUCCAUACAUGCCUCUUGGUCCCGGGGAAUGUGCCAGGGUUAAUACAGGAGCACCUUUACCACUUGGUGCAGAUUGCGUUGUUCAGGUCGAAGAUACUAAGCUAAUUAAGGCUUCAGAUGAUCAUAGGACCGAAUUGGAAAUUGAGAUACUUGUGGCACCCCAGCCACACCAGGACGUCCGACCUAUUGGCUAUGACAUUCCUGUUGGUUCAAUGCUAGUCGAAAAAGGUGACGUAAUAGGUGCCGCACAAAUUGGUAUUUUAGCAGGGGCUGGUUACCAGAGUGUUCCUAUAAUCGCUUACCCUAAGGUGGCCAUCAUGUCAACUGGUAACGAAUUGCAAGAACCUUCAGAUAGUAUCCUGCGCCCGUCUCAUAUUAGGGACUCUAACAGAAUCAUGUUGAAAGCAUUACUCAAGGAACACGGCUACGACAGCAUAGACUGCGGAAUUGCGCGGGAUGAUCCGUCGGCGCUGGCGGCAGCUAUCGCGCGUGCUCUACCACGCACGGACAUACUCAUAUGCACGGGAGGUGUUUCUAUGGGUGAGAGGGACUUACUGAAACCGGUGUUGACUAAUGAUUUUGGAGCAACACUGCACUUCGGACGCGUCCGCAUGAAGCCUGGAAAACCGAGCACUUUCGCCACCUGCGAGUUUCAAGGGAAAACUAAGUUUAUUUUUGCAUUACCCGGUAAUCCCGUUUCGGCUUACGUGUGCUGUUUACUUUUCGUAAUACGCGCGCUGCGGCAAUGCACGCGCCACACGGGCGACUUUGCCCGUAUGGGGGUGCGGUUAGCGCACGACUUGACGUUGGACCCGCGGCCGGAGUACGCGCGAGCUGUCUUGCAGUUCCCGAGCGUUAACGAACUGCCCGUCGCCACGUUAUUGGGGAACCAGUGCAGUAGUCGGUUGCUGAGUGCAUGCGGCGCAAGCGUGCUGCUGGAGUUGCCAGGAGCCUCGGAACAGGUGAAACAGUUACCUGCAGGUACCACUGUUUCAGCAUUCGUCACCGGAAGGAUAGAUCUCACCAGGCUCUAACCCUUUCGUUUAUAUUAAUCUACUUGAAAAAUGGUGUAAAAUUAUCAAAUAUAUUUAUUCAUCAUCACACAGAUCAUGAAUAACACAGGGUAAAUGCGAUAUGUAUGUGUUUGAAUCCUUAUUGUGGUGGUACUUUAAUCGGAGCCGGUGUACUUUCGCUCAGUAGAAUUUUAGGUUAUAGGCUUUACAACGGUUAUUAGUAUUUGCCAACGUUUAUAUUUUAUAAAAAAAAAAGAUUAUAUAAAACUUGGUAUAAAAUAAUUGUAAUUAAUUGCAUAGAAAUCUUUUAUUGUUAUACGAAUGCUAAAUUAUAUUAUGUACGUAACCUUUAAUCUAAAAAUCAGUAAAAUUUUUUUUAUUUAUUUAUUGAAUCAGUAUAAACAGACCACUUUAUUACAAAAAAAAGAACAGUAUAAGCUUUGUUUUUGAAUGGAUUAGUAGGUUAAAAUAAGUAGUUAUCGUCAAAUAGGUACUCAGAAUGUCCAAAGUAACAUUGAAAAUAGAUUUUGUGCUCUACGUAACUAUAAGCCUCGAAUUUGACUACAAUCUAUGCAGUCGCUAUAUACAUAAUAUACUUCAAUUUUUCCUGUUGUAUUUUAAUAAAUGUAUGUAAACAAUCCUUUCAAUACUUUUUCGUGAUAAGAAUUUUUUGAAAAUAGAGAAAAAAGUGUUGUUAAAUAAAUACAAGAUUUAUUUUAUAUAUU
Pararge aegeria (speckled wood butterfly) is the source of this 2958-nucleotide messenger RNA. RefSeq names its product gephyrin (gene cin). The record is from RefSeq and is a predicted model, not a curated record. Bases 398 to 2254 code for a protein of 618 amino acids. The transcript has 10 exons. Lineage: Eukaryota; Metazoa; Arthropoda; Insecta; Lepidoptera; Nymphalidae. Gene Ontology annotation, molecular function: molybdopterin molybdotransferase activity. Gene Ontology annotation, cellular component: cytosol; postsynaptic specialization; dendrite. Gene Ontology annotation, biological process: glycine receptor clustering; postsynaptic neurotransmitter receptor diffusion trapping; establishment of synaptic specificity at neuromuscular junction.